Prunus armeniaca (apricot) is the source of this 2007-nucleotide messenger RNA. The record is from the annotation of a GenBank genome assembly. Lineage: Eukaryota; Viridiplantae; Streptophyta; Magnoliopsida; Rosales; Rosaceae.
AUGGAGCAGCAGAAGCGCAUGGUGAGCAAGUGCCCGGACAACGAAGAGCUCGCAGCGUACAUGCUACGGAAGUGGCAGGAAAUGGCCGAGCAAAAGCCCAAAGGCAUCUCCGAGAACAUCGAAAUGACUCUUUCUAAGGCUUACUCCAAUGUCUGCAACUCCAAGAACCCUAUUAAAACCCUUAAAGAGUUUUCCCAUAUCAAGGGUGUGGGGAAGUGGAUUCUGCGGCUUAUGCAAGGGUUUUUUGAGACUGGUUCAAGCAGUUCUGAACCAGAAGACUUAACAAAAAAGGGUAAGAGAAACAAAGGAAGCAGGCGCUAUCUUCCACAAAAGAAUUCUGUGGCAUAUGCAUUAUUGAUCACACUUUACAGGGGAACUGAAAAUGGGAAUGAAUUUAUGCGUAAACAGGAGCUUAUUGAUGCAGCUGAAGCAAGUGGACUUUCUCGUGUGCCGAUUAUGCCAGAGAAGGGAAAGGGAAAACUUGGACACUUUGCGAGUUCUGCAAAGGAAUGGUAUAGUGGAUGGUCCUGCAUGACAACAUUGAUAACCAAGGGACUGGUUGUGAAAUCAAGUUGCCCCGCAAAGUACAUGCUUACUGAAGAAGGUAAGGAAGCUGCACGUGAAUGUCUCAUGAGGUCUGGUUUGGCAGAGCCUGUAGAACAAUCUGCUAAUGCUAAAGGGCCUUCUGUUCUGAAUGUGGACAAUAUUUCAUAUCAGGGACUUGCUCAUCCGGGCUCAGCCACAGAGGUGACAUUGUUGCCCACUAAUCUAAGUAGGCGGGAGAAACCGUUUGAUAUUCCACGGGAAUACCUUGACAAGUUUAUGCCCAUGGGGUAUUCUAAGGAACAGAUUGUUCAAGCUUUUACUGAAGUUUCAGAAAGUUCCCUUGGCAAGGAAAUGUCUUCACUAUGGCCAUCCGUUCUGUGUCGUCUUCGCGAAGAAGAAGUUUAUGGUUUGCAUUUGAAGUCUCAGACUUUAAGGAAAGAUCUUUGUGCAGAACCAAUCACUUACACGGUUGCAGAUGGUCAUAGAGAUUGUGUAAUGAGUUCUUGCGAUGGUGGACAUGUGGCGAAGAUUAAUUCUGACGAGCCAGUAUCAAAGUCUUUUACGUUCAGAGCUUGUUCAUCCUCUAGUCAUCCUGUGCCAAAGCCUACUUUGGAUAAUUAUGAAGCAAGUUCGAGUGUUUUAUCCAUACCACCUCUAAGCUUUGGGGAGAGAUUUGAGGAUGCAUAUGAAGUAAUCUUGGUAUUGGAUGAUCGAGAACAAUUUGCUACUCAGGGAUCGCGGUCUAGGAGAAUUAUUGAGAAUGUUCGUUCUCAAUUCAAAAUCAAAAUAGAGGUUAGGAGGUUACCAGUUGGAGAUGGAAUCUGGAUAGCUCGCCAUAAGAAUCUUGAGAGCGAAUAUGUACUUGAUUUUAUUGUUGAGAGGAAGAAUGUUGAUGACUUACGCAGUUCAAUUAGAGACAACCGUUACAGGGAUCAGAAAUUGAGACUCUUGAGGUGCGGGCUAAAGAAACUGAUAUAUCUUGUGGAAGGUGAUCCAAAUACUUCAGAAGCAGCAGAAAGCAUUAAAACAGCCUGUUUCACAACUGAGAUUUUGGAGGGAUUUGAUGUUCAGAGAACCAUUGGCUUGGCUGAUACAUUGAAGAAGUAUGUGUAUCUUACUCAAGCAAUAACUCAGUAUUACAAUUCAGAAUUCUCUGAGGAACAAUGUAUACGUGCUGGGGUUUGUCCUCCUUUUGAUGAAUUUGUUAAAAGGUGCCAAGACCUGGAUAAAAUGACAGUCAGUGACGUUUUUGCCAUUCAGCUCAUGCAGGUCCCCCAGGUAACUGAGGAAGUUGCCAUAGCUGUUCUGGAUUUGUACCCAACGCUUUUAUCUCUUGCCCGUGCCUACUCUCUACUUGAGGGCGACGUCCGUGCACAAGAAGAGAUGCUUAGAACCCAGAGUAACAAUGCCGUCAAUGCGGGUGCUAGUAAGAAUAUAUUUCACUUGGUUUGGAGCAACUGA